AUGACAGAAAUUAAUGCACCACCUUCUUACAAUGAAGCAAUCCUUCAAAGAAAGUUAUCUGAACAAAGGCAUACCACUAUAGUCAACAAUGCCCAAAUUAACGAUGAAAUUCAACUUUUACAACCAUCGGCAGAUGAACUUAACACUGCAAAAGACAAAUCACAACAUAAAGAAACAUAUCCUUCAGACCAUCCCACCGAUCAAAAGGGUAACGGUAAAGUCACUGUAGGAAAAGUACUUUUGAUCGGCUUAUUAAUGCUCGUCAGUCCAUGGUGUGCAUGCAGGAUGAUCAGAAAAACAAAUGAUCCUAAUGGACAACAAAACAAACGCCCUCGCUCAAGAGGCUGUUGUGGACAAAGCUGUAACGGUGAUCGAAUGAUUAGACAACAACAACGCGGUGAAAGAAGAAUUCAAAGAUUAGAACGUAGAAUUGAAAGAAAAACGGAAAAGAUGGACAGAAAAGAAGCAAGGGAUAAACUGUGUGACAGGAAACGUGAAAAAGGUGAAAGAAAAAUACAAAAAUGGGAAAACAAAAUUGAACAAAGGCAAGGCAUGAUUGGUUCAACAUGCGGACCAAGUAAUGCUCGCUGUCAUCGCGGUACUGCAGCUCACACGAGGGCUAUGAAAUGCUAA
Molecule: messenger RNA, 633 nt
Organism: Meira miltonrushii
Lineage: Eukaryota; Fungi; Basidiomycota; Exobasidiomycetes; Exobasidiales; Brachybasidiaceae
Exons: 1
Coding region: 1-633 (210 amino acids)
Source: RefSeq, a predicted model, not a curated record